Lymnaea stagnalis (great pond snail) is the source of this 8081-nucleotide messenger RNA. The record is from the annotation of a GenBank genome assembly. NCBI's taxonomy places the organism in Eukaryota, Metazoa, Mollusca, Gastropoda, Lymnaeidae.
UGAUAACCUGCGAGGUCAGGCCCUGCACGCAGAACUCCUCUACACGGGCGCCAUUUCACACGUCUCAUCUGUUUGCCUUGGGGGAUAAGACAACGGCCAUUUUGGUAUAAGACUGACUACCUCGCCGUCCACUCACCGUCCAGUAAAAGACAACCAGUUUGUUACAAAAGUAGACUUUUUGGGGAUUAUUGUUCUUUGUGUACUUCUGUAAUCAGGUGAGACGUCUGUAGACUUAUAGCGAUCGGUGAUGGAGUGUUUGAUGUGUGUUUGAUUUUAACACAAAGUUGUGGGCGUGGUCAAGAGUCUGUGAGGAGAAAUCCGAUUCAUUGGGGGUCAGUUUUGAGUCCCUUUGCCCAGAUAAGGAGCUAUUCGAGAGGUUUAGAAAUGAAAGAGAGAGCGUUUGACCACUGGGCAAACAUGUUAAGUGUGAUCAAACUGCAAUGAAACUAGUUUUGAUGCCAGACAACAAACAUUUAACUCGUAUCUUCGACGUUGUGAUUAUUAAAGGAAACAAUACAUACCGGGGUACAAUCAACUGGGAGUUCAUGAAUUAGUUUCAAUAUAUAUAUAUAUUUUUAACCGCUAUCAUUACAAUGGAAAUAUGAAAUAUUUUAAAUAGUUGCCAGCAGUGCGUUUAUUUCUCUAAGUUUUUUUUUUACGACCGUGCUUAUUUCGACCUAGAUAUCAAUUACAAGUUACAAUCAACAAUAGUAGCCUACUUAUUUAACUUGGGUUGAGUUUUCUGACCAGUCAAACUUCGAAAAAAAAGGGCACAAGCAAAUUAGAAUUUACAAUAGACUUUGAUAAUUGAUAUAUCCGUAACAUUUUUUUUUUUGUCUGUAGGUAGGCAAUGUAAUGUUUUAAAAUAAACCUCAUGGCUUUUACCAUGGCGUGUGUGCUUCAAUCUUCGCUAGUUUGCGUUUGCGAUAGAUAAGUUGUUGUAUACAUGAGACAUGUUGUUGAUGUCCAUGAGACAUGUAGCUAUGUCCUCGAGACAGCAUGAUGUUGAUGUUUUCUUACGGCUUGGCUUAAAGAUUAACGUUGGUAAAAUAAUGCAAAUGGGGUGUGUCCUGAAAAUGACGUCAUGCAUUGAAGAGGAGACGAAGGGCGUGCCAGAACUUUGCACCAAAAUAUUUUGUCCCGAAGAAGUUGUGUGUCUGAGGGGGGAAAAAACAAACAAAAACAAACAAAAACAAACAAAAACAAACAAAAACAAACAACAACAAAAACCAAAAAAGGGAGGGGGGGGGGUUGUGGUUAAAAAUUGAAGCACUCCCAUUUUAUUUUAAGUAGGCACUGAAAAUUGUUCAUUUGCUAUAUCUGUAGGCGCGAACUAAAAAAAAAAAAAAAAAAAAAAAAAAAAAAAAAAAAAAAACAAAAAAAAAAAAAAAAAAAAAGGAAAAGGGGGGGGGGGGGGGGGUUGUGGUUAAAAAUUGAAGCACUCCCAUUUUAUUUUAAGUAGGCACUGAAAAUUGUUCAUUUGCUAUAUCUGUAGGCGCGAACCUUUCUAUGAGGACAAUUAAAAAUGCUGUUAUUGUCAGUUGUUGAAAAUUUUCUUUACGGUUUUGUCCUACUGAUACUGAGGUUUAGUUGAUAUUGUGCUUUUGUGGCUAGGAUUGCAAUAGAUCUAAAUCCAUAGCACUCAAGAAAUUUUUUUUUUUUUUUUUUAAAGUGAUGAAAAGUUUUCAGGUUAGAGGUUAUGAAAUUAUGAUUGAAAAAAAAAAAAUUCAAAAAAAUAAAACAACAAAUAAAAAUUUUAUAAUACGCCUAGCGUUUUUCUUUUACUAUGGGAAAUUCGGUUUGUUUGUUUUUUUAAUAAUACGAAUUUUACUUUUUCCCUGUGCCCAGUGAACAUGUCCAGCACACGAACAAAGAAGAAGCAACGGACCAGGACGCAGAGAUACACGUCCAAUGUCUUCGCUAUGUUCAACCAGGCACAGAUACAGGAGUUCAAGGUGUCAUGGCUAUUGCCUCAUUUUAUAGUCGAAUUUACUUUAAGCAUUCGCCCCCACCCACCCACACCCUUUUUUUUUCAAAACAGUUUUGCAUUAAAAUAAAUAAUUGUUGUAUGAAAAUAAAAUAUGUACAUUUUUGGAAACGGCUCAUUUCCAAUUUAACCUAAUAAAUCGUUCUUCGGAUGUGGCUGCUUGAGUGGACAAGAAACGUAUUCUCAAACUUAUUCCUAUUUAGGAUACGUCAUCAUCAUACGUUGCUACUACUGAAAGAAGCUUGUACAGCAAUACCGUCUUAAGGCAUGUCCCCACUCUUUUAGAGGCAUCAUGCUUUACAUAUUGUUUAUGAAUGUUGAAAAAUUUUGCCCAUUCAAUUUUAUUUAAAAGUCAGUGGACAGAAAGUUUCCGAAUUUUUAACUACGAAAAUAUCGGAACAAUCAAGAAUUAAUAUUAUAAAUGCGAAUCACAAGUUGGAUAAGAUACUUAUUAAAGGGAAAUAACUCUCGUCAACACAUUUUACACCUCUCCCAUAUUCAGAUAUGAAUCGAAAACGAAAAAAAUAAUUUGUGUUAACAAUCAUGAUGGAAUCUUAGACAAAGUCUAAGAUGUUAGUCCCGGGCGGUAAUAAUCCUAGCUAAGCCACUGCUCACGCAGUGAAAUUAGUGGGGGAAAGCAGUGACGUCUUAAGGUAUGGGCGCACUGGCCCAGGGUCUCACGCCUCAAGGACUUAGAGGUCUUGUGCUUGAGGGACCUUCACAACUCUAACUCUUGGCUCUUGGUUGGUAGGGAACCGUACGCGUACAGGGUGCCUCACUCUUCUAGGGCUAGGGGCAUUAUGUUGCCAAUAUUAUUACUAAAUAUUUGAGGCAAUUUAUUUUACUUUUAAAGCGGCAAGACCGUUGCCGUUUCUCCAGUUUAUUUAAACACGUUUUUUUCGAUUUUAACAAUUAAUUCAAUGAUUUGGUACUAGCUUUAGAAACAUUUUCCUUUAAUAAAUAAAAAUUAUCAAUUUGAAAAAAACAACAAAAAAGCAUUAUUUUUUUUGGUAUGGGGUUGAGGGAGGAGUAAAUUAUAGAGUCUUACAAAAGGCAACAAAUGUUCUUUAUUUAGUAAUUUAAAUUAAGAAAUUUAUUGAAUUGUAGUUAUAAAUUCCAAAUAUACUUUUUAAGGUACUGCAUUUGUUUGGAAAUUCAUGCUGUCUCAUUUCCCUCAUAUAAAUCAGAUAAUAAAUAUGUUAUAUAAAGUCUACCAUUUAGAUACAAUUCAUUUGAAAAUGACAAGUUUUAAAUAGCCAUGCCAUACCAAAUCUGUAGCCCUUUCUGCAUAGUUUUCUUAUUUUUUGUAGCUGUAAAUUUUGGGAAAAACUACUUACAUUUUGAAUUAAAUACAAAAUGAUAAUUAUUAUAAUGACAUACUAAUAGAUUUUUUGUUGUUUUUUGAAUUAACAAUCAACUGUUUCGAACGGAUUUUUAAAAUUUAUAUUCAUUCAUUGAUGAAUUAGUUAAAACAAAUUAACAGUUUCAAGGAAAAUUCUGAAACACCAAUACUAUUUAGAUGCAGCUCAAAAUAAAAAGAACUUAUAUAACCAAUGCAUGGUCAAGGGAACCUAAAUUUCAACUAGCAUCUUUUCUGUUUAAGUGUAGAAUUAUGCAAAACUAAAUUACUGGUAAUGCAUGUGCCAAAAUGCAGCCUAUCAUUUUGAAUUUAUCAAAAAUUUCUGGGGAGGAGCUUACCGAGACCUCUCUUCAAUUCUUACCCCCAGUUUCGUUUGACGCCCUCAAUCUCUGCUCCCUCCUGUAUUAAAGUGACAGCACUGACAAAUUUUAAUCUAAAAAACAAAACCUAAACCAUAAUGCUUUUCAUAACAUUACUUGAAUAGUAAUAGUAGGCUAUAGACAGCCGUUCCUAGAAAAGCGGUGCACAGGGCGCACUAGUAAGAUGAUUUUGCCACCCCUGUAUAUGUGAGGUACAUGGGAUUUUAUUGUUAAAUUAAGGGCCUAUCUUAAGACAAUUUUGCCCCCAGGGUUAUUGCCACCCCCCCCCCCAUUCGCAUGGCCCUGAGUAUGUAGAGGGUUAGGGGCCUUAGUGCAUUACUGUGCCCAAGGCCUCCACUGCUGUAAAGACAGCUUUUUGCCCCCCCUGUAUUUGUGAGGUACAUGGGGUUUUUUUGUUAAAUUAAGGGCCUUUCUUAAAACAAUUUUGCCACCAGGGUUAUUGCCACCCCCCCCCCCCCAUUCGCAUGGCCCUGAGUAUGUAGAGGGUUAGGGGCCUUAGUGCAUUACUGUGCCCAAGGCCUCCACUGCUGUAAAGACAGCCCUGUUAUACAGCACUGUUUUGGGUAAUAUUGGCGCUUAGUACAUUCUUGCUCUCAAGGGGCAAAAUAUUUUCCCAUUUUCUUUAUUCCCCCAAAAUUUGUUUCCCAUCUUCCCCACACACUUUGAAUGCAACACCCCCAAACAUAAGUUAUACGAUGUGAGUAAUUUAUAGAAUUCAUCUUAACUUUUCCACUUUCCAACUGAUUCUCCAGGAAGCCUUCAAUAUGAUAGAUCAAAACCGUGAUGGCUAUGUCGACAAGGAGGAUCUAUUUGAGAUGUUUACCUCCCUUGGCAAGAACCCAACAGACGAGGACCUGGACAUUAUGAUCAACAUGGCGCCUGGACCAAUCAACUUCACCAUGUUUCUGACCUUGUUUGGGGAGAAACUUAACGGAACAGAUCCGGAGGAAGUUAUCAAAAAUGCCUUCGCCUGUUUUGACGACCGAAAUAUAGGUAGGAACCUAUGGUGUUGAUUUUUUUUUUGUUUGUUUCCCCCCCCCCCCCCCCCCCCCCCAAUUUUUUAAUGUUAUUAUAUUAAGUGAGCAAUUAUCUUUUAAGGCUGUAACCAUUUAAAUCAGGCCUGCACAACUCAAAAUGUAAGGCAGGCCGUAAUUCUUUAUGAAAACCUUGUGCGGGCCAAAAGAUAAUAGGAUAGGUCUUGUGCGGGCCAAAGAAAAUAGGACAGGGGGAAAGCUGUUAAGAAAAUAAUAUAGAAUUACGAAUAUUUCGUUAUGUACGGUAGUGGGCCACAUGCGGCCUGCAGGCCUGAUUUAAAGUAUUUUACUUAACUGAUAAAUAUGAAUGAUGACUUUACUUAAAUGAAAUAAGGUACUCCUUGUCAAGUCCUUAGAUUUACAAUGAGCAAAUAAACUUAUUCAGCUGGGCCCUAGUAAUAUUUAUGUACAUGUUAUGACAUCCUGCUUAGGACGUAUCCCCACUCCCGCAAUGAUUAGAUUUUUUAAAAUGACUUUUAGUGCCGCUCCCUAUGAUGGUCACCAUUUCAGACUCACUCCUAACGCAGCCCUAGAGUCAUCCUUCCUUAUAUGGGCCAUCAAUAAGUCAGCAAAAUAGCAUAUCGGUAUUCAUUUAUUGAUGGCCACAUAAUAUAUAUUUUUUAAAAACAACAUGCGAUGACAAUUGAGUAUUACACGCUUUUAUAUAGUUUGCGAUAUUGUCUGGGUAAAAUCUUGCUUCUCAACUUUGACCCCCUUCCAGAUAUCCAAAAUAAGUGAACCUUUGUACACUUUCCCACCCCCUAUGACAAUACAAACCCUCAUGGUCAAUAGGUCAUCAGUGACCUCCACUGACCCGUUGAGCGACCUCUGCUGGUCAAAUUUAACAUAUCAAUUUUGACCCACUUCCUUUAUGUCCAACUGAGCUGAAACUUUGUACACUGUGACUAAAAAGUACAAAAUAAAUGUGUAUUUAAAAAAUACUUUAAACAAAACACGCUUUUUAUUUGUUUCCGUUUGUUAUUUUUUGUGUGGCCAAAUCUUGCAUCUCCAUUUUUACCCAAUUCCUGAUCUCCAAUUGAGCUGAAACAAAAAACAUUGGGUUCAUAGACACCCCCUUGCUUUUUAGUACAUUUUUGAAAAAUGCAUUUUUUUUGGUAUUUUUUUAGAUUGCCUUCUUUUUUCAAUGAAGUGAUUAUUUUUUUAAUUCCAAUGUUAGGAUUCAUUCCUGAAGACUACCUCCGCGAAUGUCUGAUGACGAUGGGUGACCGCUGGUCAGAGGAAAUGGUGGAUGAACUUCUGCAUGGGGCACCCAUUCAAGAAGGGAAAUUUGACUACCUCGAGUUCACCCGAACACUGAAACACGGCGCCAGGGAAAAAGAUGAGGUUCCAGGGGAUGGCCUGGAAGGUGACAAUCAAAGGGUCACAUCUGAAGGUUAACAUAAAGAUUGUUAUUUAACAUUCACUGUAACUUUUAUUGUCAGUCAUUUCUACACCUUGUUACCAUGUUUGAUCAGAUACAACAGUUAAGACUUGAUAAAGCAAACUUAACUCAGAACAAUGAGUUGUUAACAUGAAAAUGUAUUUUUUUAUUUUAAAAAUUGUAUUUCAUUAGCUUUUUUUUUUUUUUACACGUUUUUUAAUAUUAAUUAUUAGCCUUAUAGUUUAAACAUUUUGUGUUUUUUCAUGUAAUGAAAUGGUAGGAGUGGAAGGAUUAUUUUGGAUGGCCACUAAAACUGCAACCCAGGCAAAACCCGAUAAUGCACACACAAUGGCCCCCCCCCCCCCACACUAUUCACCUAAUUUGCACAGCCCUAAUUAGAAUAAUCAAUUCAUAUCAUCAUUCUCAAAAAAAAAUAAUAACUUAUGCUAAAUAUAGUAUAGGUUUAACAUAUAAAUCCUAAAGAUUAUACAUCAGAAAUGCUAGGAUGUUUAUUUAGUAUUACAGUGGAACCUCUCAUAAUGAGCAUAAUUCGUUCCAGAAUCUUGCUCGUUAAGCGAAACACUCGUUAAACGAAACAAUUUUUCCUAUACCGGUACAAAUCAAUGUAAAAUACGAUAAUUUGUUCCAUGCUGAAAAAAUACUAAUUUUUCAAAAAAUUUUAUUAACAUUUUUUCAAAUAAAAUUACUUAUGAAUUGUUAAGGAGUGUAACUACUUGGAAUACAAUUUAGAUUUGAAACAAAAAACGUAAAUAAAAAUAUGAAUUUAUGACAAAUAAUUAAUCCUUUUUAACUAGAAAACUGUCUAAAGACAUUUGUUUUUGCCGACGCUUCAAAUUUUGACUAAAAUGUGUCACAGCAUUAUCAUUGAAUAAAUUUGUAGCCACGUCCUUACUAGGGUGAUGCUUCUCAAUGUACGAUGCAACAGUUUCCCAUGCUUUCAGCAUUUCUCUUAUUGCGCUAGAAGAUUGUUGCUCUGCUACUUCCUCCUCCAUUAAUGAGCUCUCCUCUAUAAUUUCUUGCUGUCAAACAUGAUGCAACUCCAUAGGCUCUUCGGUGGUCAACUCUUGACUGUGCUCUUUCACAAGCUCUUCAAUAUCGUUGUUGUCCACCUCAAGUCCCAUGAUAUUGGCCAAUGAAACAAUCUCGUUAACUGUAGACUCCACAGGUACUGUUUCAAAGUCACAUUCAACAACACUCUCUGGCCAGUUUUUUCCAAGCAGAAGUGAGGGAAAAAGGGACUUCCCCUUUCUGCGUAACUCAUUAUGCGAAAUGUCGCUCGUUAAGAGAGCAAUUUCUUCACAUUUUUUUUGCUCAUUAUGCGAAUUAGUCAUUAUGAGAGGUACUCAUUAUGAGAGGUUUCACUGUAUUCAUUUAGAUAUCCAGCAGUUUUAAUGUAUGAAUUUAACUUUUUUUUUUCUUCUUCUUUUAUCUUAGUUAGAGAUUAUAUCAAAUGGUUUUACUUCUUUUUAAUUACAAAAAAAAAAAAAGGAAUCAGAGUUGGCAUUUCUUUCACUUUAAAUGAAUAUGUACAGAAAUAGUGCAGCUGUCGGGAGGUCAUCGGGAGUUGUAGUCAAUGUUACUUUCAAGAACAGAAUUUAAGAAAUGUCUGUAGUCACUUGUGACCCUUAUUUCAAUGUUAAUAUUAAUAAAUAAAUCAUGACAUUACUGUUGACCAGUCUCUACAAGGGUUCUUAGUAUCUGCCCAUGUCACUUCAGAAUUACUUAAAUGUCUACCAUGUUUCAUACAGAACUGCAAAAAAUAAAUUGUUGACAAGAUACUUUCUUAGUGGGUUGUUGUUGUUUUUUUUUAAUCAACCUCAAAUUGUACUAUAUUUGUACUGUAAUGUUCAAGCGCAAGAAAUAUCUGAACAAUAAUUUUGUUCAUAACAUUAACACAAAAUAUUAAAAAUGUUAAAGG